This is a messenger RNA of Daldinia vernicosa, 1082 nucleotides long. RefSeq names its product DNA replication complex GINS protein PSF3. Gene Ontology annotation, cellular component: GINS complex. The record is from RefSeq and is a predicted model, not a curated record. Gene Ontology annotation, biological process: mitotic DNA replication initiation. The transcript is spliced from 2 exons. Lineage: Eukaryota; Fungi; Ascomycota; Sordariomycetes; Xylariales; Hypoxylaceae. Bases 327 to 893 code for a protein of 188 amino acids.
CUGGAAUUACCUACAUAUGUACUUUCACGUUACAUAUGGGCACUAGUUUUGCAUUUUAAAUACGGUGCCACACAGUGUUCACGAACAGUUCGAGUUACAUAUACAUACAUACGUGAAGCAUGGCCUAAAAGACGCAUGGCACGUCAAAAGCGUGUCUUGCCCCACCAACAGCUUUCAAUGUUCUAUUAAGUACAACUAAUAAGUGCAUAAUCAUUUAUAUUUACAAUAUUAUAUGUAGGUUAUGUAGCUUAUCCAGAUCUCCCACCAAGAAGUUGCUAGAGAAUGAAGAAGCCUCUUCCAUCCACUUCUAAAGGCGUACGCACAACAUGUCCUAUUACGACAUAGACGCGAUACUUACCGAUGCUGAAAAAGUUCCUUGUAAAUUCGAGCUGGAGGUUCCCGAACUCGGUUACCUCGACAACAACCCUUCGCAGCCGCUAAAGACCGGCACCUCGGUCGGCCUGCCGCUAUGGCUUGCCGAACCUCUUGCUCUCACGAGUAGGUCGCCAAAUAGUUUAGAAGAGGAUUCAAGUUCGUUCGUCUCCCUCGACCUCCCUCCUUCGCUAUCCAAUGAGGUCAUGUCUGCCUUAAAAGCCGAUCCUCGAGCCGUACCCCUCCGCGACCAAUCCCAGAAUUUCUACGGCCUCGGAACCCGCAUGCUCGACGUUUUCGAAGAGGGGGAGAUAUGCGCAAUCCUCCGGAGGACCUUCGUUACGAGAGCCACUGAUAUCGCCCUUCACGCUAGGAAAGCUGGCGCUACCGAGGAUAUGGGCGUCGGCACUGGUGAAGAAUUCUUGAGAGGGUUAGAGGAGUGGGAGAGGAAGCUGUUUAGAAAAGCUCAUGAGGGUACCAAAGGGACCAAGGAAUGGAUGGAACGCGUUAAGAAACACUGAUGGUCCAACCCGUUUUCUCCAAAGGACGAUGACACGGUGGAAUAUCAUCUAUGCGAAACUACUGAUAUGACUGUUACGAUAUUUGUAACAUUGCCAUCUUAUGGUUAGUAUCAUGUCAAUUGGCUAUAGGGAGGCCUAGGUGUUGUGAUGUUAGGUAGAUUCAAUAUUAAUAUUAAUUUGAUAUCCUGA